AUGGCUACCAAACAAGAUGGAGAUAUGGAUGAUUUAGUGUCUAGAAUAUGUCCAAAUAUUGAUUUUUUUGAACGCAAGAAGUUUAAGGAUAAACUUUUGGAAUAUCUAACUCAUGUGUCAGUACCAGUUGGCUGGGAAACUUAUGGAUAUAAACUGUCUGAGGAACACCCCACAUACAAAUACCAUAAAAGGCUGCUGGAAAAUUUCAUUGAAAAGCAGAAAUUAGAUGAAGAAAAGCAGAAAUCAGCAAGCUUAAUAGUAACAAAAACAACACCAGAAGAGUUUAUUGAACAACUCAAACAGUUUGUCAAGGAAGCAGAACAGAAUGACAGUUUUUCUGAGUUUUGUGACUCAAGAAGCUCUGCCCUGAUUGAUUUAUUUCAGGAAAACUUUAAGCUUUGCGGUGUUGUGAUACGGAAAUGUACAUACCAUGCAGGCCAUUGUAAGGCAUCUGUGCUAAUAAGAGUACGUCAUAAACCUCAAGAUGGCCAUUCAGCAUUGAUUGAGUAUGUCAUUGAUGUUAAAAACGAAUCUCUCAGAGGAUAUGAUCUCAAAGUUGGGGACAUUGUUGAAGUGACACAAUGUCGGAGAAAGGAAGGAGUUGCAAUGGAACCAGAAGUAAUAAAGUAGGUAUAGUUUAUAUCAGUUAUAAAUUUUAAUUUUAUUGUGAUGGCAAUUAAAAACCUGAUAGAGAUCUCUGAACUUACAACAAUAGCAAAUUGAGAAAUGGUUUUCUACUCCUUUUUUUUACUUUCCAAAUGAGACCCAGACAGUUUUGACUUCCAAAUCAUGCUUUUCAUCAUGCACAUCUUCCAGAUGCCAUGUUCAAAAAACUGGUGUGGAAAAUGGUAUGUGUUAAUUCAUCUGAAGUAGGGCCAGGAUGUGGAGAACAUUAGGCUGCACAUCUCCAUGAAGAUCUCCAAGAAGUAAAACCCUCCCCUUGCAUCUUUGAGAAUCCCCUCAUGCAUUCCCACUUUUCAAACAAUGUCUUUCCUGUCUUUUUGCCAGGUGUUACCAUCGUGAUCAGGUUGAGAUUGAGUCAUUUUUGAACCUUUUGAUUGCAAGUGAAGGCUCAACUGCUGCAGUGACUGAACUUGUGAGGUACAUCUUUUGCCAGUUGCAUGUAACUUUAUUUACUGAAUAGUACUGUUAUACUUUUAAUAUGGAUCAGAUACUGUAGUUUUUAUUGCCAGCUUUCCUUAGAACUUUGUUUUUUAGCAUCUGAUUGGCUGAAAACUAGUGCAUUCUCUUGUAAUUCAAGUGCAAAGUUGUAACAUGAGUGCAAAUUUAUUUCUGUCUUGAUUGUUUUGUCAUAUACAUUAUUGAUAAGUAAAAAAAUGAUUUCUCAUGCAAUUUGGUGUAAUAAUUAAACACGUAAAUUUUUGUAAAGACUACAAAUUGCACUACAAAUUGCACUGUAAUGGGCUCUGAAAGUAAUUUUGUAAUUUUGUCGUCUUUGAAAAAUCUACUUGCACUCAAUUAAUUAAUUGAUUAAUUAUAAACACCAAAUUGCACUCUCAAUCAUGUUACUACCUACAGAAAUAGGCAAUGAGAAUUCUCAAGCUAACAAUCAGAUCUUGGGAGAUAAAGAGUUAAGCAAGCAUCACAAGUUCUUAAUUGAUUUGUUUAGGGACUUUAUAGCAAUUUUGUAACAUGACUUACUGAUUUUGUGCUGUGCCAUUUUUAGAUGUACUGCAUUAUGGGAAUACAUCCUGGAACUUCCCAAAGCACAGUAUACAACACCAAUGGCUAGGCAAAUUUUAUCCAUUGUUGACAAGAUCUGCUCCAGUGCCCAGAGAAAUAUGUCACACACAGUCACUAAUCUUGUGAAAAAGUUUCAGGGGAGUGCUUUCUUCAAAUCAGUCUUUCCAGAUUUUGUCAAUGAGACUAUUGAAGAUGGGAGGUAAGUAUAAACAUAACUGAAAAUUGUACUACUUUUUAUUCUUUUAUCCCUUUCACUCCAGGAAUGAACAAGCAUGAACUUCUCCUCACAAUUUCUAUACUUCAUCAAGAAGAAAGGUGAUGAGAAAUAAAAAAAUUAUCAGCUAGAGGGACAACAGCUGUUUAAUUGAUCACCAAAUUCUUGGAACUAAAAUGAUACACUUAUCAUGAAUGACAAAGAUUGUAGAGAAUCACUAUUUAGAUCUCAGGAGUUUUAAAUAGGGUGAUUAUUAAUUGUUGCUAAUCUAUUAGCAUCUGGUAUUUUUUUGCUUUUUUUUUUUUUUGAAAAAUUUUUGGUGGUUGUUGCUGCAGACAUUUUGUUAUAUGCUACCAUAUUGUUCAUGCCAGGUUAUGCUGAUCAUGAGUUUUCAGCCUUUUCUGGCAAAGAGCUGGUGGUGAGGUUAGAAGGGGGAGGUAGUUGAGUUGGGUUGCUCCCUUUGUUUUCCUUGAUCUUUGUUAAAAAAUGUGAUUUAAUUUCACUUAAUUUAACUGACAGUGAAUUAAUUCAAAUAUUACACAUUUCCUUUACAAUCAGUUGUCAAUUGUCAAAUUUCAGCUUGGUUCAGCAGAUUCUGGAACAUGUUGUCACUGCUAUUCCAGCUGCUGGCCCACAAGUUUUACCACUGGCUAAAGUGCUUAUGGAUAAGUUAGUAGACAACUCCAGUGACUUAGAGACAGCCAAAGAGAAUGGACGAGCAGCUAUAGUUUUCCUAACUAAGCUGUCAUCCAUCAUUGCCUUAGAGGUGCCUCAAGGCCGUGAAGAAGUUCAGGCUUUGCAAUGGAAAGAUCUUCCCUUGAUACCAGUGGGGAAAGAGAUCCAUGAACCCAGUAAGAGUUAAUUGAAUUCAUUUUUAUAAUUAUUAUUGGGGCCAUCUGUUGAUGAUGAACCCCUCCUUAAUUCAGUGUAUUACAAUGUGGUAUUAUUAACUGUUUAAUCUAAGCUAUUGAAAUCAAAUGGCAAUCAUAGAAUCAGAGUAUUGAUUAAGAAAUACAUCAGCAAGAGAAUAUUCUCUAAGUCUGAGUACUUGGAAAAUAGCUUAGGGGUAGAAUUUUACGUAGUGACGGAAUAGAAGAAACUGUUUAAUUGACUUUCAACCCUAUGAUUGUGCAUUGCCCAGCUGUGUGUAUAGCUCUGAACAAAGAGUUAGAACAUAGCGACAAUGGAGACCUAGUGGUGAUAGAGAAGAGGACAAUUAGUUGGCAUGGUGUAAUAGAGUUUGUGAACAACUGUAAAAUGGAGUAUUAGAGGAAUUCAGUGUAGAAUUAACCCUUUCACUCCCAAGAUCUCAUUAGUAAUUCACCUUACUGUCUGCCACAAAAUUCAUGUCAUGUUAGUUAGAGAAUUUGGUAUUGGAUCACCUGAUAAUUCCCUAAUUUAUAUUUUUCUUUAUUCUCAUCAUUUGCAUACUUGAUAUAGUCAGAUACUGUGAGGAAAAACUCCAUCUUGGUCGGUCAAGAGUUAAAAUCUUUUUUGGAAGCUGGCAAUGGCUUUGUUGAUGGUGUUGUGUUAUAAAUACUCAUGCAGUCUUCAUAUUUAGGAUUGAAGACAGACGACUUGCCAGUGAUAAGACAGCGAGGACCAUACAAAUCAGAGGAGGAAUACUUAAAUACAUACUUCAGACUUCUCAGAGAGGAAUGCUUCUAUAAGUUACGCAAAGGAAUCCAUGAUUUUGUUAUAAAUGGAGACAAAUGCAGUUCAAAAGAUACGACAAUAUACAGGUAUAAAAAUAAUUGCUGUUGUACUCUCACAUAUAUAGGAUGAUAUUUAGACCGGUUUGGCACUUUCUGAUAUCAUCAGGAGUGUGUGAACAGGUCAUGAAUACUGAUACCUAAUAUAAUUCUGCUGAACCACAUCUGAUUUACCUUAUCCUUCUAGAAGAAACAAGUAUCACAAUAUAAUAACAUUGUCAUAUUAAAUGCUUUCCUAGGAUAGUUUAUGGAUAAUGUUUUCAUACAUGUAGUAGUCUCUUAGACUACAUAACAAGUGACUGGUAAAUGCACAAAACAUUUAUGCUUAAUUGUCAGUAUUGCUUUUAAUGUGUGUGAUCAAUUUGAUAUUCUCAGAGUUUUCCUGAGAGGAGCUUCCCUGCAUCAUGAAAAUUCUCCAACUAUGAUGUUACUUUCACUGGAGUACAAGAAAUCAGAGUCAUCUGAAAAAAGUGAUGAUCAGCUUGAGUAAGUACAUUUAUCAAAGAGUUCAGUAAUCUUGUUGCUCUUUUGAUAUGUAACUGAGCCAAACUACAAAAAUUAGUAGUUGCCUUGGGGACCAAAACAGUUGCAGCAUGCAUGGAGCACUCUAUUAAGUUCAUAACAUGGAUUAUUUUUGGAUGACUUGUUUUUGAGAAGAUUCCUCUUUUAGCUUGACAUCAUUAUAACUAAGUACAUUAUUUCAUUGUAUCUUUUCCAGCCAAGACUUCCUCCUGUAUGGAGAUCUGCUGUGUAUUUCCUUGGAUAGCUCUUUUGAAAAACCGAUCUGGGGUCUGGUGGAACGUCAUAUUUUUAACCAGAGGUAAUUAAAUUACUUUAAUCAACUUUAAGUCUAAAUUCUUUGCACCAAAUUUUGUUGAGAUUGGAAGAAUUUUAAAUGUCUAUAAAUUAGGAAUUAAAUGGGAAAAAACCUCCAGGGCAGUAUAUACAAAGUCAUGUAUGAGGCCUCAGAUGUAUCAAAAUAUUAAUACCGGUAGUUCUGUAUUUCUGCUGAACAUUGUACUUAAUAAAAUCAAAGUUGUUAUAUUCUUCAACUUUUCUGAGUUACUGCCAUACAUCAAUGAUUCUGAUUUAAUUUUGCAACCCAACUUUGAAAUUGCCCUGUCUUAACUAGAAAGAACCUCUCUAAGAUUAUAAUAGAAGCCCUUUGGCCUGGAAUUGAAUAUCAAUCAGUCUAAGGAAGCCUCUAUAUCUUGAAUAAAAACCAAUAUUUCAUUUAUUAUGAUAAAUAUUAAUUCAUACUUUUAAUUUACACUUAUAAUUUUAAUUUAUAGAAUAAUGUUAAAUGUAGCACGUGAAGGUCCACAUCAGGUGACACUUAUACUUUCAAUUUUCCACCUACUGUAAGUAAAGCUAAUUGGUUGAUAUUGUUGUUUGAAAUCCAGCAUUGUAAGGAUUACUCUUUGUGACAAAGCAAAUGACCUUUCAGAAGCAGAGUUUAUUACACAGAUGCAGGAGGUUACAAACAAAAGUAAGUUUGUAGGCUGUUCUAAUCAAUCGUUUAUUAAACUUUGUCAAGGGAAUAAAACAUUUAGUUAUUAGUUUUAAAAAUAAAGGCCUGUCUUUCAAAUACAUUAGCUUUCAUAUUUACUUAUUGAAAUGUUGUACAACAUUGUAAUGAUUUAAUUUGGUUCUUUUGAGAAAUCUUGAAUUUUGAAUUUGGGACAUAGAUGGGUGCAAAUUGUUUUUAAGGUGAUGGGUCUGAGUAGAAAUCAUACUAGCAAGAAACCUGAUGCUAUCAUGAGAAGCUGUACAUGUCUUUCACAGUUUUUAAUUUAUUAUUGGAAUGUAACUUGACAAUGUGAACUUGAGGUUGGGAAUCCUUCUUGAAUAGAUUCAGACUCAUUGGGAAAAUUGAGAGCGCAUUGCUCAAUGAGCUGAAGCAGGGAGUGAGUAGGCCAGGUCAAAUGGUUAAUGUUUAAUUCAAGCCUUUUAUUGAUCUCCAGAUGAUGGAGCAUACAUGGCACAGAGCCACACGUUCUAUCAGGCAUUUGCUUCAGCCAUGGAAGUACUGCAACACAAAGGUUAUAGACAAUGAUGUUGAUUUAAAUGAGAUAAAGGAAACUGUACAUUUGGAUUUUAGAAUAAAGAUGGAAAGAUCCUUUCUCUGUUUGAUUAAAUUUUAUGAAAUGAUUCUCAUUAUAUUCCCUUCAAUGAAAUCAUCCAUUACAGGGUUAGUGCAAAUUCUCAUUUAAAAAGUCAGCAACAUUUUCUCCGACUGCUUGAUAGCUCAGCUCACUGAUAAGAGUGCUGAACUGGUUUUGCAGGGCAUUUAUAGGUUGUAAUUCUGUUCAACCAUGAAUUUUGUUAGCUUUAUUGUCUUGGCUUAAUUUCUUAUAUGUACAUGUAUAUGUUUAUGUAAUUGAUUUUUCUGCAACAGAAGAACUAUUUAUGAUUCCCAGAGAAAUAGCUAUUAGGUUACUAGUAAAUGGUUUGCACUUUUUUUCUUUUCAAAGAGAUCUUGCUAAGAGACACUUCUUUAAAGCUUUUCUACUAGUCUUCCCAUCAUCAGCCCAAGAUCUUAAUUUGGAUUAAAAUGGACAAAGCAGCAAUGCAUUACACACAUUGUAUACUUUCACUACUUUAAAACACAUUUAAGUUUAAGAAUUAGUUGUGGUAUAAAUGACAUACUGUUAAGGAACAAGCAUUUGAUAGUCAGUCAGUAACACAAGAAGAGAUGAAAAACACAAACUUGUUUUCCCAUUUUUUCUUUAGAUCAUGUUCCAUUUAAAGAGUUCUUGGUUGACCCAAAACCAAAGUACUUUGAGCCAGCUGAAUACUUAGCUGACAUAAAAAGUCCCCCAGAUUGGGAGAUAAUCUUUCAUAAGGAGUCUCUGAGUUUUCAGGAAAAACAGUCUCCUUACUCACCUCUGGAAGAUCUCCAGGGAAUGCGAAUGAACAGCAACUUCAAAUCCAAACUUGAUCCAACACAGUUUGCAGCAGUCGAACUGGCACUAAAAACCAAGCUCGUGCUGAUUCAGGUAAUGCUUUAACUUGUAUCCGCCCAAUAUCCACAUAGAAUUAUUUGGUCAUAUGAAAAAUGUUUGCUAUUCCUUUCUUCCACAGGGUCCUCCAGGAACUGGAAAGUCGUUUGUGGGUGAGGCCAUAGUGCGCCUUCUUUUGUCCAUGCAGGUGCCACAAAGCCAUGGACCUAUUCUGGUAAAAUAAUCCACUGUUUAGCAGUCUUUAUGUCAUAAGUGCGUUGUUAAGUACUUGCAGUCUGCAAAACAAACCAGCUAGGGAAAAGGAACCUUGCUCCUGCAGACUCACAGAUCAGAAUUUGUGAGGAUUCAAAUUGAAGUGGAAUUUUGCCAAGAGUUUCCUUAACUCUUUAACUCCCAGAAGUGAUUAAGAAGUAACUUCUUCCAAUAAUAUUCAUACAUUAUUCAGAAAACAGGUAAAGAGAAUACUCAAAAUUAUCAGAUAGAAGUUGUUAUCUUGAUCUAACGGCAAAUUCUCAUAACUAAUUUACAAGAAAAAGUGUAGCAACUAUAUGGGGGAAUUUACAAUAAUAACAACAAUCCAUGAUUUCUUCCUGAGUGCUCAGAAACAGGGACAGCUUCAUGAUGCUUUUAUGGCACUACUCACCUUUUUCUACUAAGGAUAAUUUAAAGAAAGUGUCGAGUACAGUUAGAAAACUACAGUUGAGCAGAGCCUUGACACCAUUUACUCUCUUUUUGUGUGGCUUCAUAUUGUUUCCUUUUUUUAAGGUUUCCAUCUUCAGCGCUGUCUCAUUUUUGAUAUCCUGGUUUACAGGUUGUGACCUAUAAGAAUCACGCCUUGAACAAUUUCUUGGAAACUCUCGCCAAAAAUUCAUCCCCGGAUGAGAAGAUUGUCCGUGUUGGAAACUUGCCUGAUGAUGCUGACGAAAAAUUGAAGAGACUCUUGCUAAGAGAGGUUUGUCUGUAAAUCAACCACGUCAAAUGAUUCGGUGACAGUUUUCGUGAAAGCUAUUUCAAAGAUUUUCCACUAAGUAAGAAAGCAAACGAGGUGGUUAAUCGCAAUAAACUAAACACUGCAUGAACCAAUAAGAAUCUUAGUCAAGUACACGUGAUCAGCUACAAGCGCGUGGAAAUGAAAUCGAUUCGAGCUGCGUCAGGUUAGUUUUGCGGCAUCUGAUUGGUUGUACACCUCUUGGUGGAGCUUUCACAUGCUUAAGUAUUCCCGCGUAUCUGGAAAACGCUUUCGGAUAAAAUUACAAUUACGCCCCGACCAAAGUCUGUCUAUACACGGGGAAACAGCAAAGAUUUGGAAUAUUCAGGGAAAAAAAACAAUAUUUGGGAUAACAAUACGCCGCUGCAAUGGUUUAUUUACACUUUUGGUUUUUCAUUUGUUUGAAUGUUUGUUUGUUUGUUUGUUUGUUUAGGUUGGGCGAAAUUGGCCUCAGGGAUUGUAUGAGCGGAAAAGAAGCCUGACAGGAAAACUUUGGGCUCUGCAGCCUCGAGUUAGAAGUGCCUACCAGAAGUUGGCAUUUUCCAGUAUUUUCAGUGCAGAGAUGUUCUUGGAAGUAUGUAACUACCUGACUUUAUCUGGGUGACGUUAAUAUAUUUUUUAGUUUGAAAAUAGAGUUACAGCAUCAAAUUAUCCUGGUUCAGAAUUUAGAGUGCUUGACUUUAAAACCUGGCGUCAAAUCAAAAUGGCUAAUAGCAUAGAGUUUAAAACAGCUGUUGUUAAAAACCCGGCCAAAACCUACGGCUAUAUAUAUAUAUUUUUUUUUUGUUUUUUGUUUUUUUGAGAUAUUUCGACAAACUGUGUAAUUUUUCAAAAUGAUUCCACCAUUAUCAAAUCAACGAAUAGAUUCCAUGUUCAGUGCCGUAUGUCUGUUUAGUGAUAAAACACCGAUGGCCUCAAAAUGUAUAAAAAUAAAAAAAGGCGCACAAGGCACAGUGUGUUACUUAUGUUCUCACCAUAUUUUGAUGUAUUAUGUGAUCUAUUGCGAUCAGGGAGGACGGCAACAUGGGAUCUAUUUGUUUAAGUAUAGCUAAGAAGCAACAUGUCGUUAAAGGUGACGUCCGAUAUGCGUCUGUUCUCCAAUAGAUCAUCGCUGAGAACCAAUCAAAAGGCUUGUUUAAUUCAGCUUAUCAUCAAAUCUGAUGUACAUUUAAUUCCAUUGUUUUUACAAGGAAGCAUCUGUAGACCAGAUUAGGUCCCUUCUUCGGGACAACAAACGUGAGCCAAUUGAUGAAGAAGAGGUGGAAAUUUUUCUGAAGAAGUUGACCGAAGGAAGUGAUCGAGGUGGCCUUAGGAGCAAUGCUCGACUUUUAGGUACUCAACCCUAAAUUUAAUUCUUAGCCAACAAAAGUAAAUUUGCCUUUUUAACUCUCCCACAUAAAAACCAUGACUUGAUUCUUCUAGGCCCCGUCUUCACCACGCCGGGUUAAUAAACACAAAACGUUAUUCCUACGAUGACGCCUAACUUCUGCACUUAACCGCACAGAUUCUCCACUGGAAACAGACUUCUUUGAAAACACUUCUCGAAGUGGUUAAUUUUCUACAACUCACUCAAACCCUAGCGGCCAACUGAGGGUGUGGUUGCACCUUAUUAGCGAGACCGCCACCGUAGAUCUGUUCGUGAUAAUUUGUUUAAAAGUUUUUUUUUAAUCCAGAACUUGUGAAAAAUGCACUGCGGGACUGGUUGCCCGCCCAAGAAGAGUUCGAUAAGUUUGUCAGCGAAGAACAGGAGCCCAAACCAAAGAGAAAGUAAGUGUAUAUGAUAGCCACAAGUUCCAGGCCGGAUUACGGCCGUUCGCAGCAAGUUUUCUCUUUUCUUGGAAUUUCCUUGCCACAUAGGAUUGACAGAAUCAUAUAUAUCUGUUGCGUUUACCGUGAAAAAACGGCGAUAACUUGCAGCAAAAAAAAACCUUACGUCGGACAAACCAUCACAAAUAUGCCGACUGAAAUCUGUGAACCUUAGUGCAUUCCUCACAUGGAAAGUAAAUUGGAUGUCCGUAUGCUCAGGCUGUCGGCCGGCGUCUGAUGUAAACACGCACGAGACACAUUACGGUGCUGUAGGGUUGGGUUACGGUGCAUUAGUUGCAGUAGUUGGCUUUGAGAAAUUGUUCCACGAAAAACACACAUGCAUUUUUCAUUUUUUUCCUACGACUCUAGUGUAGCAGCUGCUCUUGCGAAGCAAAAAAGCAAAGAAGAUCCAGAGCAGGAGAAUCCAAGCGACGUCAGAGAUCCUUCAGUGGAGGGAAAGGAGCGUCUUCUCGCUUUGGAUAAACCCAUCUGCGAUGAAGAAGACGAAACAAUCGCCCAAGAUGUUGCUAAUGAAGAGCAGGAAAGGGGAGAUUCAUAUCGUGGAACAAGGGAGCGCAAGCUAGUUUGUGUUGAUGAAACAAGUAAAUUGCUUCUGUUUUGUUUUGAAACCCGGAUAUUGAGAGGAUGUUGUAAUACCUCUGUAAUUCUGUUUCCAACUUUUUUUAGUAUCAGUUUCGAAGUAAGCAAUACAUUUGCUAUCGGAGAGAGAGGCAUAUUCUUCCAACAGAAUGAUAAAGACAAACAAACAAACAAAUAAAAACAUAGCUCCCCUUGACGUUUAAGAACUUUCAGAUGUUGAAAGUCCUUGCUCGUUGUAUCAACGGAACGUCGCGACCAAGUCAGAUGUAGGUAAUGCUAAUUAACAGGAUUAUUAUCUUGUUGUUACGUACGUGAAAACUCAUCAAAUCAAUGAGGAAAUAGAUAGUGCAAUCUAACCUUUGAAUACGCAGCUGUGAUCAAACUGCGGCAGUUAUUGCCUCGUAUUUAAGGCAAGAAGUAUUUAAUAACCAUACAAGUAAAAGAGCAAUUUACCUUUUUUUUAAAUUAGAGGUGAUACCUCAUAUAAAUCUCUUGGAUGACGUCAAAGUGUGGGAUCUUGCGAAAGAGGAAAGAGUCCAGCUUGUGUAUGUUUUGCAAAGCAAGUUCUACAAGAAAGCCUGUUCUGAGUUCCAUGAAGUGAGCAGCUUGUACACAGAGGUAAAAGGAUGAGUUAUUUUUUUGUCGAGGGGCGGGGGAGGGUGGGGUGUCGAAGGAUUUUGAUUGUGUCACGAUAAAACUUACCUAAUCCCUCAUAAGGCUCAGUAUUAUUCUUAUGAUCUUCCGUCAUUUGCAGUUAAUAAGCAGUCAAUUUUCUACAGUCCCUCUAUACACUUUGGUGGUGACGACUCAUCCCCACUCCAUUUCCUCAAGAUCUCCCGCCCCCUCUUUCCCCCCUUCCUAUCAUUCAAUCUAAUGUCCUCGUUCAAACGGCAAAAACCAUCAUAAAUUAUCAUGUCGAGUUUGAAUAUGUCCAAACUACAUGAUAGGUGAUGAUAGUCGCUGAUAUUGCAUGAUAGUUCUUAUUCAAACUUGCGUGAUAGUUGAAACUAUUACCAAAUAUCAUGACCGUUUCAACGGGUCUUUAUAUACAGGCGCAUGGUAGCUAAGAAAAAGAUUUUUCUUGUUACCUAACAGAUACAUCAUCAACUCAAGGAGCUGAGAAAUCAACAUGACAUUGAAGUGAUGAAAAAAUGUCACGUCAUUGGAAUGACAGUGACUGGAGCGACUAUGAGGGCAAAUCUGUUGGGUGAGGACCGUUACUAAAGCCGUUGAUCAUGGCUCGAUUAAAAUCCAUGAAUUUGGUGGGUUUGCUUUUGUGAAAAAAGCCUAGCAGGUGGUUGGUUUCUUUGUUUUUUCAUUGUCUUCUUUUUGUCAUGUAUAAAUCUUGAUUGGUUCUCUAACAGAGGUCAACAGCAAAUAAAUAAAGUUGAUGGGAUCUGUCACCGAAAGCAACAUUUUGGCCAUAAACGUCCUCGAAAUAGACUCCUUUGUUACUUCAUUCCUUCUUUACAUACUCCCUCCCCAUCUUUUGCAUACCUUUCUUUCUUUCAAUUGUUCAUCCAUUUUUAUUUUUUCGUUUGUUAUUUCUUUCUUCUUUCCGAAUUGAUGACUUGCUUUCUUUUCUUUUCUUUUUUCCCUGCCCUCUCGUAGCCGUCGCUAUGGCUCGUCAUGCCAAACUCUCUCCUAGCGCCUCUUGCAUGACGGAACCGUACGUUAAGGUUGCACGGGCACUAACAGAAUAUUACAGAGGCGCGCUUUAUCUAAUAUCUUAUCACUUACAAUUUUAUACACAGCUGACAUUAAACCGUCUGUCAUGAUAGUGGAGGAAGCUGCCGAAAUCCUCGAAGCACAGCUUGUAGCUGUCAUUCCGCCCUCUGUACAACACCUCAUUAUGAUCGGUGAUCAUAAACAACUAAGGCCAGUGGUACAUUUCAACCGACUCAGAAAACACCAUCAUCUUGAUCUCUCCCUUUUCGAGAGACUUAUCAACUGCAAGCUGCCAUACAUACAGCUUGGAUUUCAGUGCAGAAUGAGAGAUGAGAUUGUGGACUUGCUCCGAGAACUUAAGAUUUAUGACAAUCUGCAGACCCAACACGAGGUAACGAUCUGAUUUUUUCACUCCUGGGAAUUUGGAACAGUUUUUAAAUAGCCUCUUAAAAUAAUCUGCUGACGGAACUAUGAAAUUACCCAAUCAGGUGAUGAGAAAAAGAAACUUAUCAGGUGGAGGGUGUUCUCUAAAUAAAACACAAAAUUGUCUUCGUGAUGUGCGCGUGAAGUCUCGCUCUCGCGUGUCAAUCACUGGCGCGGUUGUGUCAAUCACGAUGUUAAUCGAUUCCUAGCUAUACAGGCUACGUAGUUCUGGACUAAUGUAAAUCACGAAAUUUUUACAUUUGUUUUGAAUCCUCUUCUUAUAUGUCUUCAUUUUUAGCUUGUAAAAAGAAACGUUUUUCCAGCUUGUGUCGAUUCGAGCAUGUAUUUCUGGACUCAUACAGACUGGGAAGAUGAAUCGAAGAAUUCCCACAGCAAGAGAAAUAUUACAGAGGCUAGAAAAAUUACAGAAGUUGCAAAAACAUUUUGUGAGAAGGGGGGAGUCCCACCAUCAAAGAUUACAGUUCUUUGUUCAUAUCGAGGACAGGUCAGUCAAUAAUUUUGAUUUUGUACUUUAAUUGUUGUUCUUUUAACUCGUUCACUGAGUUCCCAUCAACCUUAGAGGGAUGUGUUAGGUAAGAGACGUCUUUUAUAGAGGUACUGUUUAAGGUAGGCUUCUUCCUAACAGAAAUGUUUUCUGACAGCUCACCCAUUGAGGUCGUCAAAGAGAAGUCUCUAUUUUGGAGGGAAAAGCAAACUCAAUUUAUCCAUUGGGUAGUGAAAAUGUCCUGUGACUCCUUCAAAGUGUAACUCAGACACAAUUUCCACCAAGAUAAACUUUUCUGAGAAAGAGGAAUAUUUCAUUAUUUACUCAAUGAUUACCUUAUUGAUGUGCCGUCUAAUAGCGAAUUAGCCCCACUGUCAAAAUCGAAAAUUUUUAAACUGAUUCGUUUCUGUUGACGCUUCAGGUCACCGAAAUAACGAAGCAUUUCAAACAGGCAGAUAAAUUCGCCCCACUGUCAGAUAUCAAGGUUACCACAAUCGAUAGUUUCCAGGUAAGCAAACUGGACGCUGAAAACUUAGUGAUCUUGAAUAGUUAUCGGAAACAAGUGAUUAUGCUAAUUUCUCUGUGGAUGAUUUACUAAUUUAUCUAUCUUUUGUCGUUUUGACAUAUCUGAAGUCGAUGUUUCAUGCCACGGUAUUCCUCAUUACAAGAAUGCUUAGAAGGUCAACUUCAAUUACUUAAAUUUUUAUCUAUAACUGCCUCAAUAUCUGUGUUGCCGAUUGACCGACCGAAUGAAUGAAUGACUUUCUGACCACGCGACAGACUGACUGAUGGUUUUACAGGGUAAUUUAGUAUUAGCAACUGAGUCGAUAACGUAAAUUGGCCACCACAAAGAGUUUAAAAGCUGACGUUUCGAGCGUUCGCCCUUCAUCACAGCGAUUGAAGAAGGGCUAACGCUCGAAACAUCAGCUUUUAAACUCUUUACAGAGGCCAAUUUACGUUAUCGACUCAACUGAUAAUACUAAAUUAUCCUGUUAUACUCUCCCACCAACGCAGCAUCACUGUUUCUUAAGAAAGUUACACCUUUAUUCAUUUGAUUGAUGGUUUCAUUGAGUUAAACUCUUUACGGUGGCCAAUUUACAUUAUCAACUCAGUUAAUAAAACCAAAUGAUCUCGUCAUACUCUCCCACCGACGAACCACCGCAGUUUCUUUAGAAACUUUCCCCCUUUAUUCUGGGGACCAAGUGAUUGACAAACUGAUCGACUGACCAACUGACUGAUUGACAGACAGACUGACUAACCGGCUGACAUACCGACUAACUGACUGUCUGACUGAUUUAACGACUGACCGACUGGCGGCUGACCAACUGACCAACUGACUUACAGACUGAUUUCCAAAAGAUGAAUUGGUGCGGGGUAAUCAGCGAUAGGCAAGCAUCCUUUUCUUUCCUUCAUGCCAUGGAACUGGGAUGAGCUCCAUACUUAUUGAGCCACCUGAUUCCUAAAACUUAACCUCAACACAAAUAAUAACAGGCGAUUUUUAGCGAAUCCAUUAAACUGUUCAUUUUUUUUCUUACUGACCAGGGGCAAGAGAAUGAUAUAAUUCUCAUAUCUUUGGUCCGAAGUAACAAUAAAUCCACGAUUGGCUAUCUAUCGUCAAUGAAUCGUUUGUGUGUGGCAAUUUCUCGGGCUCGCUGUGGUCUUUACUUGUUUGGUAAUCACACACACUUGGCAACGUUAUCUAGAAGAGGAUGGAAGGUAGGAGUUUUCUGCUGCAAUUUGGGAAAAGAGUAUAGUAUAAUAACCUUAACGUUAAUUAAAAUAAUGAUGGUAUUCUAUGCGAGCACUUCCUUCGAGACGAGUUGCUAAACAUUCUACUAAUUAAGCUCUAGAGAUGAAGUCGAAAUUUAGUUUAAGGGAAGCAAGCUAUUUCGUUUUAAGUCUAUCGUAAAUCCCUCUGGAGACCACUGAAUUAGGAAAUAUUAUAUUUAUUCCUUUAAACUUAAUGAAACUAAAAGAAAAAUUAGUUCUUUAGUGAGGGAAAGAAAAUGCCAGUAAGUCUAUUAGCACGCUGUCGGUUCAAAGUGUUAGGAGCAGUUUCUAAGUUGACACUGUAUCAGUUGAGUAGUACUGCAGAUAAUGUUGCGAAAUUAUACGUGAGUUUUAUUUUGUUAUUGUUAGAAGCGUUGAUAUUUUAAGCACCUCGUAGGAUAUAAAAAUUUGCAAAAAAAGAAAGAAGUCGUUGUUCUGAAGAGUUCUUGUCAUUUAUUUUUUUUUUAUUAUUAUUUAUUUGCCACUUACACACACACACAUACAAAAAUAAAUUACAAUUGUAUACAACAAUCUAAAAUAAUAACUAUAAUAAUAUCAUUAUACAAUAAUCUAUACUUAAUCUAGAUAAAAUUAUGAUUUAGGGUCAUUUAUAAGUAGUGUGGCGAGGAAACCCAGCAGAAGCUAGAAGCUUAUCAAACCUGGGUUCCUUACACGAUGUAGAAGAAAGAUUUGCUAAUUACAGACGGGCGAGUUUAAUUUAGUUUUCGGUCAUUUUAUAGGUUAUCAGUGAAUCUUUGCGAAAGAAGCAAUGUUUGGGUCGAGUUUUUCCAUUUUGCUCAGUUGACGAUGUUGUAAGUAUAAUGACUUGUUGACUUUACUAGAUGUGUAUGCAUUUGAUUAUUCCCUUCUUUUCUAAUAUUUAAAACAACUUAUUGUUUUUCGUCAUGUUAACAACGAUAAAAAAUUCCCCCUUGGACAAGGACCGGGUAAUGCUCUCAUUAGCAUUUUAUUUUUUUUAAUGGAAAACUUAUCUUUUGCUAAAAAAAAGUGCUGGCCUCGACUUAUACAACUUUCGCCACCUUUACAAUCCUUUUAUUUUUUCUUGUUCUAUCUGUAACUGUGAGUCCUGAAAGACAAAUAUAUUUAGGUUUUUGUUGUAUUUCAAUGUCAUGACGGCCCUAAAAUAACCGCCAUUUAUUUGUACUUAACUGAACUAGGGAGGAGAUGGGUAUCAAGGAAGCCUUCCGAGUAGAGAUGAAAACAGAGGUAAGAAGGGAACCACUGCAUUAUAUGACUUCACGAUAUUAUUUUACUAUUUUAAGAAUUGGUUCAUGCUCAGCGUGUGUAUAUCGAGGUAUGCAUGCGCGCGGAAGUUUUGGAAAAUGAAGACAAACAAAGUCAAAACACUCAAGUUUUAGUAGGCGCCGAACAAGGGGUUUGAUUGAUAAAAGAGAAGACUCGGGUGGGCUGGUGACAAUUAUUUUCGCCAAUCUGACUCUCGGAAAGUUUAGAAAUAGAAACUCGCAGCUACCAAGGACGAAAACUUUGCAGCGAAAUGCAACUGCAUAUUUCAUGUUAUGUACACUACCGUGAUAGAGAUAUAGACCAUGGUGGCUCAGUAAAGAAUUAAGUACGACAAGCGCGUGCGGUUUGUUCGAAAGUUGCCAAUUGAACCCAACGGGGCAGACAUCCCGACAGACACCCCUCCAUUUGUUUUGCAUUUUGCCCUCUAAAAUGUGUUUUCUCUCUCUUAUUUAUAUUCGUCCAACGAACAAACUAUUCAUGAUUUUGAUUAAAUGAAUAAGGUCAUAAAACGUAUUGAACUGGAUUAAAACAAAACAUAACUUCGGCUUAUGAAUGAUACCUUUGCUUUUGGAUGUAACCUCUUUUGCUUUUUAUUGUGCAGGCGGCAACGUAACUAUCCAACACGCUGAAAUUGUCUUUGUGGGGGGAGGAGACAGCUCCGUGAAUACAAUGAAUGUUGGUCGAGGUUAGUGUUAAACCUUCAACUCUCAGAGCUGAUUAAUUUGUAACUUCUACAUAGAAUGUCAUUUUAUUGUACCACAAACAGGUAUUAAGAGUAUAAAACCAAUUUCUCUGGAAAAAUUUUAUCCAAUUGAGUACAAUAUAAGAUUAACUCGUCUUCAGUAAUUUAACCCUUUAACUCCUAUGAGUGACCAAUGCAGAAUUUCUCCUUACAAUAUCAAUACAAAAUCAAGCAGACAAGUGAUGAGAAUAAAGAAAAAUAUCAAGUAGGGGAUUAUAAGUUUAUCCAAACUAACAUCACAAGAACUGUAUGGCAGACAGUAAGGAGAAUUACUAGUGAGAUCUUGGGAGUUAAUAGGUUAAGACUUACAACGAUGAAGUUUUAAAUGGAGCAAAACAGACACUAGGGCGAACGAGUAUCAGUAUACUCAUUCGCUGCUUUUAAGUGACGUCACAAUUUUUUCUCUUUUUUUGUUUUUGUUUACUGGCAUUUUUCUUUUCCCUCGCCUCCGGGGACAGGAACCCCACGGCCUUUAGAAAUACCACUUCCACCGUCUGGCAAAACCCCAGUUCAUGAUCCAAAGUCGCCCUCACCUUCGCCAGGGUUUUCACCACCGUGUAUGGAAAGAAGUGACAUGGGUGCUGAUUCAAAUGGUGUGCCGCAACAAGGAAUUGAGAAGAAUGAGUCGGUAGUCGUUGAUUCCAGGCCAAAUGAGGUACCAGGGGUGGAGUCUGAUAAAGAUGCAAGAUUGCCCAUCCAAGAGGCACCUGCUGCAGAGCAUGCUUCCCUAAGUGAGAUGGAAAAAAUGAAAGAAAGACCGGAACAAGAAUCAGGUUUUCCUAUAAAAAGCACAGGCAAUCCUCCCGUUUCUGGCGAUGAAUCCUUGCCGUCUGAUAAGGAUGCUAGGAAACCUACGCAAGAAACGCCAGAGGCGCAAAAAUCUCCCGAAUCGUUCGAGUUUGAAAACAUGAAGGAAAGGCCGGUACAAGAAUCAAAGAACGCCAUCUCUGAUUCGUCAGGUAAAGAGGCGAGAAGACCUACGCAAGAGUCACCCGAAGCAGAGAAAUUAUCUCCUGGUUCAAGCAAAGAGGAGAUCAUGAAAGAAAAGCCGAUCCAAGAGUUAGCAGACGAGAAACGUUCGGAAGAAACAGCUGUGCAGGAAAGCGAAGAAACUCCAAAGAAGGAGGACGAGUCAAAGGGUCACCCUGUCAGGCAUGUUUACCAAGAAGGUGACUUGAAAGAACUCACGAAGGAAACCCUCGCUCAAGAAACGAUAAACCAAUCUGGUGAGGAAACAAAAGACCAGAGCCCUGAACACAUUGUCCAGGAAACCCAGAGGCCUAAUAAAGUGAAAGAAGAAGGCGAAGACUCGGAACCUCUCAAAGAUGACGAGUACUCUGACGAAAAGCCGCUCAAAGCAAGCGCCAGGUGUGGGACAGAAAGCAAAGAUAGCCCGGAGGAAGCUUUACCGACUCAAGAGACCAUGGCCGCAGGGAAAGGGCCUUUUGAAGAGACUGGGCUGGAGGUUGGCGUCAAGGGGCAUCCUACAGACUAAAGAGAGGACCAGUUACGGAGCUACCUUGGAUAAUGAUUGAAAGGAACGGUUUUAGAAAAAAAGCUAGCGUAUAGUGCACCCAUAGAAGAUAUCAAGUUGUAUUCAACUUUAAUUCGGCUCUAGCAUUCUUAGUAUGUAAUACGAGUUAAACUUUUAAUUUUUGCUAUUGUAUGAAUGAAGCAAUUUCUACGCAGUUUUUCUCCUGGUGAGUUUUAGUUUGAAUCUCAAUUGCAGUUUGCUCAUGUAAACUACUGUUUUCCACUGAUUGGGACAUAGUGAGCGAGCUAUAAUAGAUAUUGCUCCUCUGUAAACCACGUUAAAGGACUACAUCUUGUCAUUUU
Molecule: messenger RNA, 18197 nt
Organism: Pocillopora meandrina
Lineage: Eukaryota; Metazoa; Cnidaria; Anthozoa; Scleractinia; Pocilloporidae
Source: the annotation of a GenBank genome assembly